Didymodactylos carnosus is the source of this 1374-nucleotide messenger RNA. The record is from the annotation of a GenBank genome assembly. Lineage: Eukaryota; Metazoa; Rotifera; Eurotatoria; Philodinida; Philodinidae.
AUGGAUAUCAACGGUGCUACAACUCCCACAUCAACGACAACAACAAGUGUGCCUUCAAACGUCCGCGAUAAAUUAUCGAACAAAAUAAUUAUAAAAGCUCAAUUAAAUGAUGAUAUUCGAAAAAUAAUGAUACAUAACGAAGAAUUAACACUUGAUGAAUUAUCGUUGAUGAUGGAACGCGUUUUUGUGGGAAAAAUAAAUUCAACAGAUCAGCUGAUCAUUAAAUAUUUGGACGAUGAUGGCGAUAAAAUAACGUUAUUAACUGACAGUGAUUUGACAGUGGCGCUGCAUUUUCAUCAAAUAUUAAGAUUAUAUUUGUAUAUUGAUGGUUAUGAGACAACAGCCAAGGAGACAUCAAUCGAUGUAAAAACAUUUCGUCAUGAACUGCAGCAAAUACAGAGUUCUGUACAAACAAUAUUAGAUCGUUUACAAGCACAACCAGCAUUAUUGUCAAGAAAAACUAUAGAAAAUGAGAAAUCAUAUAAUACAGCAGUAGCUGAAUCUCACGAAAUACCAUUACAACAAACAGCACACAUUCAAGAAGAAUUUGAUCCAAAUAAACAACAACAACACCAACAACGAUCUGGAACACCUGAUAAUAUGAUAUCAAAGCCAUUAUUAUCGAAUACAGGGGCAAAUAACGAAGUACAAAAAGGAUUUGAAUUGGGUAAAAUAUAUUUAGAAUUUAUUGUGGAGGCUAUCAAGAGCAAAGGGUUUUUUUCUAUUCACCUUAAGAAAUGUUAUACUCAACAAACUGAAAGUGCUACUGAAUCGAACAAACCAUUGAGACCGCCACCAUUAUCAUCAAACUUAUAUAAUCAAACAAAUCCACUAUAUACGCAAAUGCCCUCAUUACCUCCACUGGCUAAAUUUAGUACAUCUGUACCCCAAUAUCCUCCAGAUCAUCAAAUGAUGCCCGAUUCGUCUCAGCAGUAUAUAGGACAAUCACAAACAUCUCAACAGCAAAGUCAGGAGCCAUCAUCGGCACUCUCAGCUUCUAUCGUUCAUCCGUACUAUCAUCAGCAAGCCGUAAACCAGCAACAACAAUGGCCAUCACAUUACAAUAUUUCACAACAUCCGUCUACAUCGAAUGAUCAAGGAUUUCAUGCAACACAGACAGCGCAACAAGCAUCUUCUGGAUCAUCUAAUUAUCCAUCCAAUUAUCUUGCAGCACAAGCAGCAUCGUCAAUACCCCCCGCUACGAUCCAACCAUCUUCCUAUAUGCCCCCCCAAGUGCCCGGUACUAUCGGCAUGGCACCACCAUCGCCUGGUAUGUUUAAUGCUGCAAAUCAACCUCCAAAUCCAUUUGCAGGUGGAAUGCAGUAUGGUCAGAGUAUACAGUAUCCAAAAGUGCCACAACAACCACCGCGAUAA